AUGCUUGAGUUUCCUGAUGGGCAUAUGGAAAUUCUGUUCUUGGCUUUCGCAUCACAGGCUUCGAAAACCGACUUAAAUGGCCGGGCCGACGGGCCGACUUUGGGGGAUGUUCUUGAGCAUCGAGAGUCUAAAGCAGGUGCCUCAAGCAGUUCAAGCAGCUCAAGUAACCAAUCCGCCAAAGAAGAAACACCUCGCACGAAAUACCCAGCCAUUGCCAUCAUUGCGCUGCUACUCAGCCCAGGCCACGUCGACAACGGGAAAGCGCCACUGCAUGAGAUCAGCCUGCGAAACAUGACUAACAAGGAGGUAUCUACUUCUGGGUUGAGGAUAACCAAUAGAUUCAAGGUUGGCUAUGAAAUCAAAGAAGCGCAGAUGCAUCGGAAGGGGGGCCGCUUAAAGUUCAGAGUUCCAGAGGACAUGUUCUCCAAGGACGGUGGCAUGAUAUUCUUGCAGGAUUCGAAGGGUAAAGCGAUUGAUUCAGUGAGUUAUACAAACAAGCGGGUUGAAGAGUCAGGAAGACUUAUCUAUUUUGGCCGACACCAGGCAAGAUCGUUGUCUUAG
Molecule: messenger RNA, 561 nt
Organism: Fusarium sp. VM40
Lineage: Eukaryota; Fungi; Ascomycota; Sordariomycetes; Hypocreales; Nectriaceae
Source: the annotation of a GenBank genome assembly